This is a messenger RNA of Nezara viridula (southern green stink bug), 282 nucleotides long. The record is from the annotation of a GenBank genome assembly. NCBI's taxonomy places the organism in Eukaryota, Metazoa, Arthropoda, Insecta, Hemiptera, Pentatomidae.
AUGGGACACUAUUUGUUGUCGAUAUUCUUGGGUGAAGGUGCAAGGGUUGAAAAUGGCCGUUUUAUUGUUCCAGGAGUAACUUACAUACGCUCACGACGCUGGAGCCAUAAUUUAUUACAGAAAUUAAACCUCAAAUGGGAAGAACAGUGGCGUAAUAACACACCCCGCGACCCCAGCGGUGCGGAGGGUGGCUCCCAUCCAAGGGGCGAAAGAGAAAACAAGAAAAGGGAAGAACUAAUUCAAAGGGGUGAUUUGAAUGGUAGAGGGGAGAGGUUUGAGUAA